Messenger RNA from Adineta ricciae, 723 nucleotides. The record is from the annotation of a GenBank genome assembly. Lineage: Eukaryota; Metazoa; Rotifera; Eurotatoria; Adinetida; Adinetidae.
AUGGAUACUGUCGAUUUCGAUCUCGCUCGAAUCAGUACCAUAAGGAACAAACAACGAACAGUUUGGGAUGUGUCAUACCGAGUCUUGCAAAGCCGCUAUCGACAAAUUGCAUUCAGUGGGCUUGGAGUUAUCCAAUCAGCAUCUCAAGGUUUACAGGCUGUGUUAGGCGCAUUAUCAUCCACUGUACUUGGCUUCGUUUUACAAAAUGAUGACAGUUGCACUCUCGAUGUUGCUGAUGCGGAACUAUGCGAAUCAGAAUGUUUUCAUUUACUUCGAAUUGUUGGAGCUCAUAUGGAAGAGUUCAGAAACAGCCCUCUGAAGAUUUAUUUUCACACUGAUGAACAUCUGUUUGAACAAACGAUUUGGUCACUUGGUGAUUUAAGCACAUAUGUCGGGAAUAUUGUCACAUUCUGUGCUUCGGCUCAUGUGGGGCAUGUCAAUAUAACAGCUUUGACAGAUAUUCUGUCAACAUUAUUGAAAACACAUGUUAGCGAAGAACGGUCAUCGAUAAACAAAACCGAAACAGUUAUAAUUUAUUCCGAAAAAAGCAAAGAAUGCGGGGUGUUGAAGUUAAACUUUACUGGCGAUCAGAUUAAAACAAAAGGUUGCUGUGAUGAAGGUACAAACACUAAAAUACAUGUUAAAAAGGGUAUGAUCGUCUUCAAAGAUAGCAAAGAACUCUUACUCACUUUACGAACAUUUGCCCGAGAAAAUCGUCAAUAA